Messenger RNA from Globicephala melas (long-finned pilot whale), 3682 nucleotides. It is a transcript of the gene MMP15, whose product is annotated as matrix metallopeptidase 15. NCBI's taxonomy places the organism in Eukaryota, Metazoa, Chordata, Mammalia, Artiodactyla, Delphinidae. The record is from RefSeq and is a predicted model, not a curated record. Gene Ontology annotation, cellular component: extracellular matrix. Gene Ontology annotation, biological process: collagen catabolic process; proteolysis; extracellular matrix organization. Gene Ontology annotation, molecular function: zinc ion binding; metalloendopeptidase activity.
CGGUGGCCGGGACCGGGAGGUCUGCCUCGCGCCCGCCGGGCGGGGAGCCAGGGAGCGUCGCAAGUUUCCGAGCCGCGUGCGUGGACCCGGCGAGCGGGCGAGCCGCGCGUGCAGCAGCGCCCCGGGCCAGGCCGGUCGCCGGAAGCAUGGGCAGCGACCGGAGCGCGCCCGGACGGCCGGGCUGGGCGGGCAGUCUCCUUAGCGGCCGGGAGGCGGCUGCGCGGCCGCGACUGCUGCCGCUGCUGCUGGUGCUUCUGGGCUGCCUGGGCCGCGGCGCAGCGGCGGAGGACGCAGAAGUCAAUGCCGAGAACUGGCUGCGGCUCUAUGGCUACCUGCCCCAGCCCAGCCGCCACAUGUCCACCAUGCGCUCCGCCCAGAUCCUGGCCUCGGCCCUCGCCGAGAUGCAGCGCUUCUACGGGAUCCCCAUCACGGGUGUGCUGGACGAAGAGACCAAGGCGUGGAUGAAGCGGCCCCGCUGUGGAGUACCAGACCAGUUCGGGGUACGCGUGAAAGCCAAUCUGCGGCGGCGGAAGCGCUAUGCCCUCACCGGGAGGAAGUGGAACAACCACCACCUGACCUUCAGCAUCCAGAACUACACGGAGAAGCUGGGCUGGUACCACUCGCUGGAGGCGGUGCGUCGGGCCUUCCGCGUGUGGGAGCAGGCCACGCCCCUGGUCUUCCAGGAGGUACCCUAUGAGGACAUCCGGCUGCGGCGGCAGAAGGAGGCCGACAUCAUGGUACUCUUUGCCUCUGGCUUCCACGGCGACAGCUCACCGUUUGAUGGCACAGGUGGCUUUCUGGCCCACGCCUAUUUCCCUGGCCCUGGUCUGGGCGGGGACACCCAUUUCGAUGCAGAUGAGCCCUGGACCUUCUCCAGCACUGACCUGCAUGGGAACAGUCUCUUCCUGGUAGCAGUGCAUGAGCUGGGCCAUGCCCUGGGGCUGGAGCACUCAAGCAACCCCAGCGCCAUCAUGGCACCAUUCUACCAGUGGAUGGACAUUGACAACUUCCAGCUGCCCGAGGACGACCUCCGGGGCAUCCAGCAGCUGUACGGCACCCCAGAUGGCCAGCCACAGCCCACCCGGCCUCUUCCCACUGUGACCCCCCGGCGGCCAGGCCGGCCAGACCACCGGCCCCCCAGACCCCCUCAGCUACCUCCCCCAGGCGGGAAGCCGGAGCAGCCCCCAAAGCCAGGCCCCCCAGCCCAGCCUCGAGCCACGGAGCGGCCCGACCAGUAUGGCCCCAACAUCUGCGACGGGGACUUUGACACAGUGGCCGUGCUGCGUGGGGAGAUGUUCGUGUUCAAGGGCCGCUGGUUCUGGCGGGUCCGGCACAACCGGGUCCUUGACAACUACCCCAUGCCCAUCGGGCACUUCUGGCGUGGUCUGCCCAGUGACAUCAGUGCUGCCUACGAGCGCCAAGAUGGGCGUUUUGUCUUUUUCAAAGGUGGCCGCUACUGGCUCUUCCGAGAAGCGAACCUGGAGCCUGGCUACCCACAGCCACUGACUAGCUACGGCCUGGGUAUCCCCUACGACCGCAUUGACACAGCCAUCUGGUGGGAGCCCACAGGUCACACCUUCUUUUUCCAAGAGGACAGGUAUUGGCGUUUCAAUGAGGACACGCAGCGUGGAGACCCCGGCUAUCCCAAGCCCAUCAGCGUGUGGCAGGGGAUCCCCACCUCCCCUAAAGGGGCCUUCCUGAGCAACGAUGCAGCCUACACCUACUUCUACAAGGGCACCAAAUACUGGAAGUUUGACAACGAGCGCCUGCGAAUGGAGCCCGGCUACCCCAAGUCCAUCCUGCGGGACUUCAUGGGCUGCCAAGAGCACGUGGAGCCGGGGCCCCGAUGGCCUGACGUGGCCCGUCCGCCCUUCAACCCUGACGGGGGUGCAGAGCCCGGGGCGGGCGGUGACAGUGAGGAGGGCAACGAGGGCCACGAGGCGGGCCCCGGCAGCAAAGAGGGGGACUUCGGGGAGGGGACGGACGAGGACGGGGGCAGCCGCGUGGUGGUGCAGAUGGAGGAGGUCACUCGGACGGUGAACAUGGUGAUGGUGCUGGUGCCGCCGAUGCUGUUGCUGCUCUGCAUCCUGGGCCUCACCUACGCGCUGGUGCAGAUGCAGCGCAAGGGCGCGCCCCGCAUGCUCCUCUACUGCAAGCGCUCCCUGCAGGAGUGGGUCUGACCCUCCGCACCAGCCCGUCCUGCUCCUCACGGUGCUAAGGGGCCGGGCUGGCUGCGCCUGUGGUUCUGAGACAGCUCCUGGGGCCUUUCAUCCAGAGCCUUCAGUGGUUCCCUCAGCCCCUGGGUGGGGGCCCCUCCAGGCCCUCUAACAUCCCUGCCAGGCCUGUUCCCUUGUUUAUUUAUGCCCAGGUAUCUUUUUUUUUUUUUUUUUUUGCACACUAAUUGAGCAUUUCUUCCUACUUUCCUGACCAGGGCGGUCCCUCAGGGCAGGGGGUUAGAGUUUUCUAAAAGUAGUUCUGCACCAGACAGGGAAUUAGGCUCCCACCCGCUCUGGCUUAGCCAGAGGAGCAGAGGGUCAGAAGGCCCGGCUGGAAGAGUGGCCAAAGGACUGCUGGGCUGUGCUUCAGCCUGAGCACCAGGGCCAGAACCGAGGGCUCUGCUGGCUUUGGAGCUUGGUGGGGCCUAACUGGUCUCCAGCCCUCUGAGUCUCUGUGGUCUUAGAAAGAGCUUUCACCCGGUGGCAGCCCCAGGCCAGAGGGGGCAGAGGGGGAGGUGGCCCGCUGAUUGUGUCCUGUUGAGGUCUGGUUCCUUCCCACCCACCUCUGACAACUCCAGCAGCCUGGUUCCCUGUGCCUAAGAACCUACCCUGCCCUGGCCAGCAAAGGGCCAACAGCCCCCAGCUCCCCUGGACCCCUUGAGCCCACACCCCCUUCCCUCUCUGGAGAAGGGGCCCUGGGCCUGCCUUACCAAGGACCAAAGGGGGUCUGCCGAGGCCCCUUCCCCAAGGGUAGCACCAGCCUCGGCCCCAGGCUGGGUCUCCACCCCCGCCCACUUUCUCCUCUCUGAGCCGUGACCCUUCCGUGAGCCUCCUCCCUCCCUCUGUCACCCACACCACCAUCCUCAGAGGUCUCAGAACCCCAGCAGCCUCAGGCUCAGCUGCCAGUGUCCUGGCUCUCCCGGGGAGAGACGGGCGGAUGGGCGCCCAGGCUGGCACAGUAGGUGUCCACAAACACGUGCCCACCAGCCUGGGGGUGUUCCUCCCUGCCAGCUCCCUGUCCCCCAGGGGCACUGGUAGGGAGAGGCCAGCUGCUCAUCCCCUCACACAGGCUGUGGGACAGGGCUGUGGAGCCCCCAGAAGAGCCCACUAGUGGUAGCCUGGAGAUCCUCCCCGUCCUGGGCUCGGCCCUGAGCGUGGAGAUGAUUCCUCCCUCUUUUCCUUCCCAAAGUAAGCAGGAGGCGAGGCUGCUGUGGGAAAUGGUACUGUACAGCCGGCUCUGUCCCCUCUGCUUCCCUGCAGCCCUGAGCAAGCAGGUCUGCCGCCCAGAAUCCCUGAGGCCCCUGCGGGGAGGGGCUCCUCAUGGGCUGGCCCCGGUGCGGGUCCAGCAGCUUCCUCCCCGCUCCAUCCUCAGAACCACCGGUGAGCCAGCCAAGGGGGGUGGGGAGGGAGGGGGUCAGUGUCCACCCCCAUACGUUUCUUUCUGUAAAUAAUCUGCACUGAUUAAA